Mytilinidion resinicola is the source of this 510-nucleotide messenger RNA. RefSeq lists its product as uncharacterized. The transcript has a single exon. The coding region runs from base 63 to 455 and encodes 130 amino acids. Lineage: Eukaryota; Fungi; Ascomycota; Dothideomycetes; Mytilinidiales; Mytilinidiaceae. The record is from RefSeq and is a predicted model, not a curated record.
CAUAUCAAAACCUAUCUAUGCAGUAGAACACCGACCCACAUUCUGGACUAUCACUACUUCUGAUGGCUGAAGGCAUCACCGUCUCAUCAAGCGUGCCCCUUCCUAAGGGCUACGGAUUUCUUCCCAAGGGAUCGGUCUAUCGCACCAUCCACGGCCAGCGUCUGACACGUGAGGCCGGAGAAACCCUUUUUAUCGUGCUCCAUCCCAAGACGAAGCUUCGAAUCGGCAUUCGGAUCCCGAGUAGAAUCUUGCGUGAAGUACAGCGUCAAGAUGCAUUGACCAAAGCGGCGCGACUUGCUGCAACCCACAGGCGUGACGAGAAUAUCGAACGCCAGGCGCGCGACGUGUUGCGGAAGUUGUAUCCCAAGAUACCCAGCUCUGUCCUGGAGCAGUGCCUGCACCGUGCCUUCAAGAAACGAGCAGGUAGAAUCGGAAGAUGUGUUAGUCCACCCUAAUGUUCCCCCAAAAGCCCCAAGUAACCACCAACAGUUCACUGUCGAUAUGACGAAG